GGGAGCCGCAGCCACAUAAUAUGGCGGAUACUCUUGAAAGCGAAUUGGGUCAGUCUGCUGAGCAGCAAGCAGAACUGCUGUUGACCUUCAAAAAUGGCGGCUUCUCUUCAUCCUCUUCCUCUUCCUCCUCCUCAGCCUUUUCUCAGCCACAGGAAUCACAGCAGGUACAAGUACAGGAUUUUUCUCCUCUAUCUGCUCUUGGACUACAUAGAGUGGGGGAAGACCGACCAUCCCCCUCCAAAGAACCAAGCAUUCAGUUAAAUCGCAGAGGCAUGCCUGCUCGGAUGAGAAAGAAGAAUCGUUUGUACUUUGACGAUGAUUUGGUGAGUUCCCCAACACAAGUCAAAUCUCCCAAGAAGACUCCCCGAGGCACACCCAAAAAGCAGUCAAACCCACAGCCUCUUCCACUUGCUCCGGUUAAGUUGGGUGACGGCCUCAGUGGGAUCCAGUACCCUCCUGUCUUGACCACGGAGCCGCAGACAAUCACAACCCCGGACAAGAAGGUGGCUCAACAGAAUGGUGUUAGGCUUCGGAAUUUUCUCAAACUUCCUCAGGCUCACAAAUGGGUUUACUUCGAGUGGUUUUACUCUAAUAUAGAUAAACCAUUAUUUGGAGGAGAGAAUGACUUCCAGAUAGUAUUAAAAGAAGCAUUUCCAGAACUUCGGACUCGUAAACUGACACGGCGACAGUGGGGGAUGAUCCGCCGCAUGAUGGGUAAACCAAGACGUUGUUCUCAGGCAUUUUUCCAAGAGGAGUGUCAGUCCUUAGACAAGAAGCGUCAUGUGUUGCGGUUAUUACAACAGAGAAAGAUAACAGACAUCUCUACAUUGAAGGACUUCCCACUGCCUGAUCAGAUCCCCAUGCAACUGGUCAUCGGUACUAAGGUUACUGCUCGAAUAAGAAAACCAGAGAAUGGAUUAUACACUGGUGUAAUUGAUGCCGUAGACACUUCAGACAAUACUUACAGGAUAACGUUUGACCGCCAUGGCAUUGGUACACACUCCAUCCCUGAUUAUGAAGUUUUGUCAAGUGAAGUGGCGGAAAUCAUGCCUCUAUCAAGUUUCUCCCAGAAGUUCCGUCCACGCCCUCCCUUGGGCAUGGUCACCCCUCCUCGACCACUGCUACCCAAGCUGGAACCAGGCUGUAUGGGAGGCGACAGUCCAGCACUCUCACUUACCAACGACCCCAUCUUGGCACAGUCUCCUCUGAAGACAACCAAGAUCUCAUUGGAUGAUACCCUUGGGGGUUUCCCAGUGAAAUGUCUCGUACAAAUUGUACAACUUUCAAAAAUACUUAGAGCAAAACGGGAAAAAAUAGGCGCCUUACGUGACAUGAACGGGCAAGCAGAGAAGCAACGAAGCUACGGUCAAGAGUUGAAUGUAGAGUUUCAACGUAAAUAUGCAGGAUUAGUUCUAGAGAUUGAGAAGCUAAACCGUGACCUGAAUCAACACCUCCUCGCAGUCCAACAGUUCUGCCAAGAGAUUUCUCCUGAACAGUCGGGUCCUACCUUACUGCCCAGUCAGAUACGAGAACGGUGCUACGAGGAAGCGGCCACCAUCGUGGAUGUAACCAACCAUUCAAGUGGGUCUCCACAGGUGUCUAGCCCAGCCAUCCUUGACCUCAUCACCAAGCUCACUUCACUCAUGCUACAGAUGAAGAAUCUUGCAGAAACAGAAGUCAGUGCCUUUGAACUAACAUCACUACAGGAGACACUUAAUGAAAUACGAAGCUCUUUAGAUGAGUCCAAUAAGGUGGCCUUUCAGAACAACAUAGAAGUUCACCUCACUCACAUAAUGUCUGCCGUGUCUCAGAUGGGGACUCUUCAAGCCUUCAACAAUCAUAAUGGAACUCCAGUAUAGAAAAGUUCUUUAAGGUAUAGUAGAAAAUAUGGUGAAUGUUUUCCUUUUCAAGAAUUAUGUGGUCAGGAUGUUUAAUUAAUUAAAUAAUUGCUUAUAAAAUCUGUUUCUAGCGUCCACUGGGGUGUGAAAGGGUCCGUCACUGCUCGCAUUAACCAUCUGUAUGCACAUUUCUGCUGCCGUCUUGAAAUGGUAAUGCUAUUCCAUUUCCCUGUAGAUAAUUUUGUUCAAGUCUGGCACUUGAACCACAGGGGCUCAUAGACUGGUCACUCAUCAGAAUUGCUAUGUCCAUGAUGUGAAUUUAAUUUCAUCUACGGUUAUUGUUAUGUAGAUAGCAAAUUUGUCAAUUUUUAUGUACAGUAUAUAAAUAUAUAUAAAUAUAUAUAUAUAGUAUAUAUAUAUAUAUAAAUAUCGAUGCAAUGUUAUAUAAAGAUCCCAAGAGGUCUCGGCAGUUUACCAUGAGACUCUUUAACAAGGAAAUACUGUAAUUUAAAUAAAUGUGAGAUGCUUGAAGUUGUAACAAGUGAGAAGGCAAGAUGGUCUUUUGUUGUAAGGAAAUGGAACGUGGUGAAACUGUACCAUGAUUAGGCCAUGUAAAAAAAAAUAUAUGGUUCUUGGGUAAUUCAUUCUCAAGAAGCAGUGCAGAAUUUUUAAAUUUUGUUUUAUUGUACAAGCUGAGAUUAUAAACCUUUAAUUUUUAUUCUUGGAUACUAUUGGUUAUUUCUCAUCAAACUGAUUAAAAACAUUUGGAGGCUUUUGAAUUUACAUACUUGAAUACGUACAAUAUAAAUGCGUUACUGUCACCUUCGUAUUAUAGUGAUUAAUAAAUAUAACCCCCCCCCCCCUCCCUCCCAUGUUCAGUAUAAUAGCUUUAAUGUCCACCAUUUUAUACAGAAUAAUUUUCCUCCAAAUUCAGUCAAAAAUCAAGUCUGGGAAACUCAAAUUGAUGGUAAACAAGGACUUAAUAUUAUUUUUGAGGUGAAAGAAUUGAUCCAGCAGCAGGUGCCGUAGCUGUGUCUUAAGAACCAUAUUUUCUUUACAUGGCUUAAGAGGGUAUUGUGUAUACAUUGCUUUAUACUGUAUCUCUUAGGUUGCACUCCUCACCAUAAAAGGCAACAAAUGCCAAAGAAAUUUUUUCUUCUGAAAUAUGGUAGACCUAUACUAUAUAGACUUGUUUUCUAAUUUGGAUGUUUUUAGAAAUAAUUUUGGUUUUUUAAUUAAAGAUCAGUUAAAAAUUACUGAAAAAAGGAAGAUAUAAGCAUAUACAGUACUGUAAUUGGCUCAGUUUCUUGUGUGUGUAUUGGUACUCUGAGGCAUCAAUGUAGCUAUUGUAUUAGUUUAUUCAUACAUAAUUUUGAUUGUCAUUCUGAAAAGACACACCUCCCUAGUUUAUAUUCUUUAAGGAUGGGCAACUUACAUACCAGUUGGUGAAACUUAAAAUUUCUAUUUAAUUAUUAUUUUUAAAUAAAAAAUUUAAGUAGUGGUAUAUAAAUAAUUUGUAAUUGUGAAUUACAGUGCAGUAUUACUAAUUUCUGGGAUAUUUUUGGGACACUUCUUGCACAUUCUUUCCUUGUGUUACUGUAUUGUGUGUACUACUACUGCUCACUCUCUGUUUCCUUGCACACUUAAGCUUUUGGGUUUUAAAACAUGUGAACCAUCACCAUAAUUUAAAUCUAGUACCUUUUCAUAAAGUGAAAUGGAUGUGUGAGAAGCCCACUAAUAGUAAAUAUACAGGGAAGCAAACACUAUGACAUUGUCUUAUGCAGUAUUUCACAUCAUUCUCUAUAAUUACCUAUUGGAAUACCAACUUGGUGUGUGCCUUCUUGAGUUAAUAAGUAAUUUCAGUGGUAACACGAAAUGGCUUUUACAAGAUAAUUUAGCACAAAAUUAAUCACUGUCAAAAACAGAUAAUCCUAAGUUGUAUAUUAUGAUUAGGAGCAUAAUUCAGGUAUACCUUGUACCUGGAAUGAGUCAUAAUCAUAAUAUAGUACCCUGUACUGUAUUGUAAUCUUGAUGGUAUGAACCUAGACUAAUUUUGUUAACUUCCGCUAAACACCAAAAAUGGAGUAAAUCAAUACUUCUCGUGUCAAGUGAAGUACAGUAGUGGUGACAUUGCAGCCCAACAUACCUGCUGAACCAUGUAUUACACCAUCACUUGCCAGCCAGAAGAUGGCUCUCAACAAAACCUAAGAAAGAGAUGUUAUCAAGUAAAUGGUAGUUUUGUAAUCAAGAUUGUAUGAGCCUGAAAUGCAGCCCCUUUAUUUUUAUGUUCCCAAAGUAUACCUGCUUCUUGACCAUCAACACCUGAUCUACCACAUUGUAAUGUUGAUCCAUCAUAUGUGCUUAGUGAACUACCAUCCCUAUAAUGCAUUUUACAUGGUUUCAGAAUUAUUUUAAAUCAUUACUUCUAUGUGAUGAGACUCGAGUCACCACAUAUCAACAGGGGCUAUCCAGUAGCUUUAUUCUGUUUCUAUUUGGUACGUUACUCAAUUACAAAAUAAAAUACAUUGCGAAAUAUCAUUCAAUCAGUAUGCUCCAUUAGAGUAACCUAUGGCUGAAGCUCUACUGAAUGGGAAUUAGAACAGGCAGUGAAUUUGAGUCCAUUAUAUUAGAAAUGAAUGAAAAUGAUUGUCAUCAAGAUUGCUUGGAUGAUGUAUUUACAAUUUUACCAAUAGGAAGAUUUUUUAAUCAACCCACAGCAUCUACAAGUCUAUGGCUGUAUUGCUAGAUAUCAGGUGGAGUUCAGCAAACAAGUUCUCAGUGAAUUAAGUACACAUAUAGGUUAGGUUUUGUUCUUUGUUAUAAUUAUUUUUAAAUGUAGGUAGUUGACACACUUACACACACUUAGGUAGUCCUUGUUUAUCAUAGUUUCAAUUUAUUGCAAUUUAUUUUUAUGGCAAUAAUGUAAUUAAUUUUUUUUUAACAAUAUAUGUCAAGUAUAUUCAGUUGAGCACCAAACAGCAAAAACCUUCUAGAUGUGCAGAGAUGCAUUUUAACUGCUGUGUGUGGCAUGGCAGUCUGGUACAUGCAUCUCAAUAAAAUAUUCAUUACCACAACUGUUAUGUCUUCUUACAUAUAUUACAUGCUUAUUGUUUUAAUGUCAUCAUAGUGGUAAAAGUGGGUGUAAAUGGUGGUGGUGGUGGGGUGGUCACUUGACUGAGGGAAUGAACACACUCACACACGUCUCAUUUGAAUUUGUAUAUUGCAUUUCAUACAUAUUUGUAUGUACACUCACACCAAAAACUUCUCAAACGCUAUAAACACUGCAAUCUGAAAAAUGAACGAAAAAUCUGAAAUCAUUCUGAGAGAUGACAAACUCCAUUCUGCUCUUCUCACAGUUGUUGAAGUUUUUGUUGACAGUGUACAGUAUUAGAUUUUUUAUUUUAUAAAUUUGUGUUUUUUAUGAAAAGUCAGCUCAAGUACAGGUAUCCCCAAAAUGCCUAGCUAAGAACACAUCUCCAUAAUACACUUUUUCCAGUGAAGAAAAUGGGUUGCAUUUUGUAAUUUUUCACAUUACAGUAUAUAGCAUUUUUCAGUAGCAGAACCCUUGCAAUAAGUGAGGACUUGAUCAUGAAGUCUGGGGAUGAAAUUAGACCUAUUAAAAAUAUGGGGCAUAAACUUUUUAUUAAAUAAAAUUCAUAACAGUUGAAAGAUAAAUAAGACAAUUUCAGCUUAAUCAAACAAGGGUGUAUGCAAGAUGUGCAUUGUGAUAGUUUGGCUGAUUGACUCACAUUGUUGGGUUGAAAAUGUAGUGUACUUGAUUCUCCAGGGUAUUUGAUACUUAGGUUCGGAAGGUUCAUUUUAUGAUAUACUGAAACCCACAAACUAAAAGAUCAUACUCAUAGAUAUACUGUACUGUAUAGUACUGUACUAACAUUCUUAUUUAAUUCUUUUUAUCUGUUGUGCAUUGUUAUAUUUUGUUACUGUAUAUGUCAUCCUUUACCAUGGUGUGCUGUUAAACAGUUUUCAUUUUUAUUUUAUUUAUUUUUCCAGUUAUCUGUUCUUGGUAUUAAUUGAAGCUUCGUUAAUUUAUGCGUGGAAAUAUCUUGGGUAGGAAACUAUGCCACUUAUACCACUGAUUAUCCUCAUUUUGUUAAAGUUUUGCAGAAAGUAUGGUAACGUCAGUUGUAAAUUAAAAAAAAAUACAGGCAUAUUUCUUUAUUUAAAACAAAAGUGCAGGUUUGUGGUAGUUUCUGAUAUUGGCUUCACUACCUUUUAUCUCCAUUUUCAUGUACUGUACUACUGAAAAUUCUAGUCAUAAUUAAGAUUAACAGUUUUUAUGUUGGUAAAGUUUUAGAGCUUUUAGGGUGUCUGUUGAUGCCUUCUCUCUCCAGGUUCAAGAGUACUUCAUCUAUAAUACUGAAAACAUAAAAAAAAAAUUCAUUCACAAUUGAAAUAUUGUACUGUAUUGUGUGGUAUAAUGGAAUCUCCAGACAGGAAGGAUUUUUGAAGACAUGAUAACCAGGAUUGUCUUGUACAUGUAGCUGAAAGCUCGGUGGGUUUGUGUACAUUAUUUUCCCAUAUGACACAAGCUGAUUGCCAUUACAUUUGUGUCAGAAAUGUGUCUUGCAUAUUGAGGUACAUUGUUGACAUCAAGAAUUCCUGUGAAAGUAGAGAUUGAGUGUGGCCUUGUAUAUUAUCAAAAAUAAUUUAUUAUUGGUGUAUUAUUUCAUAUUUAGUUAUGUACAGAGUAAAUUCCCAGUAUGACUGGGCACAAGUAAAUUACAAUUAUUCUGUUGUUUGUAUAUUAUGGUUUCUGUGCAUGAUUCAUCCUUUGGUCAGAUUGGUUUUCCUCAAAGGUUUGGUGUAAAUAAUUUUAAAAAUGUCAUGUAGAGAAUCAUGUUACAUAUUUGUACAUAUGUAAAGAGAGUAAUACUAUUUUAAAAGUUAAAA
Homarus americanus (American lobster) is the source of this 6749-nucleotide messenger RNA. Its product is annotated as protein lin-9 homolog. Gene Ontology annotation, molecular function: DNA binding. Gene Ontology annotation, biological process: DNA-templated transcription; regulation of transcription by RNA polymerase II; regulation of cell cycle. Gene Ontology annotation, cellular component: transcription repressor complex; nucleoplasm. NCBI's taxonomy places the organism in Eukaryota, Metazoa, Arthropoda, Malacostraca, Decapoda, Nephropidae. The transcript is spliced from 13 exons. The record is from RefSeq and is a predicted model, not a curated record. Bases 21 to 1859 code for a protein of 612 amino acids.